AUGCACGCCCUCGAAAACACCCCCGACGGCUCCCUCGACCCCGACGAGGUCCGGAGCGCGAUCAAUCACGACAGCCGCGAUUGGCCGAAGACCGGCAUGGUCUCGCUCGAGAACACGCAGAACCUGCUCGGCGGCCUCGUCCUCGAUAGGGACGACAUCGAGCGGGUGGCCGACGUGGCGCACGAGCACGACCUGCCCUUCCACAUCGACGGCGCGCGCUUGUUCAAUGCGGCGGUCAGCCUGAUGUUCCCGUGA
Geodia barretti is the source of this 255-nucleotide messenger RNA. NCBI's taxonomy places the organism in Eukaryota, Metazoa, Porifera, Demospongiae, Tetractinellida, Geodiidae. The record is from the annotation of a GenBank genome assembly.